AACCCAUUACCUGUAGUGUUUAUUUUAGACAGCCAAUUUUUAUCAGGGGCGUCAUACUUUUCCUUCAAAGUACCUGGAGGAAAACCAAUGCGGAUACGGGAGGACAUGCAAACUCCACACAGAAAGGCCCAGGCCAGGAUUUGGGACUUUUAAUUAUUUUCAGAGGACAGCAGAGGACGGCCUUUAUUUCUGCUUUUUCACAUGUACUGUUUGUGGUACUUCUAAUUUUAAGAUUCACGCAGGGCCAGGAAAUGUGAGUCAUACUGCAUGUCACUGAAAAAAAUUAGCAUUAGCUUAGAUAGUUUUGUGCAGAAGCAAACACUUCACACUUCCAUAGAGAGGCAGUUUGGAUCAGUGCAACUGAAUCUUCUGUGUGUAUAUUCGGUUGGAAAGUUGACACUGAAAACCAUGCUGGUGUGUGUCUGGCUGGUCAGCAGUCUGAUUCACAUGAUCUCAGCGUGCGUUCUGUCUGAUUCUGAACCCAUACACAUCACUGGGUUCACAGGAGACUCAGUCGUCCUGCCCUGUGCCUGUACUGAUGUGCAGAGGAAACCAGAAUCGGUCGAAUGGACUGCAUAUCCAAGAGACCAAAGCACUGUUAUAUUUUCACAAAAUCCUCCCAGUGUCAACGAUCGCUACAAACACAGAGUGCAGGUGUUGGACUCCAUUUCCCCUGGAAACCUGUCUCUCCGUCUCUCAGAUCUCACUCUGUCAGAUGGGGGACCAUACAGAUGUAAAGCAGAUGGGAACCACAGAGACAUCAGACUCACAGUGAAAGAAGGCUGUGUUCUGUCUGAUUCUGAACCCGUACACAUCACUGGGUUCACAGGAGACUCAGUUGUCCUGCCCUGUGCCUGUACUAAUGUGCAGAGGAAACCUGAACUGGUCAAAUGGACUGUACACCCAGGAGGCCAAAGCACUGUUAUAUUUCCACAAAGUCCUCCCGGUGUCAACGAUCGCUACAAACACAGAGUGCAGGUGUUCGACUCCAUUUCCCCUGGAAACCUGUCUCUCCGUCUCUCAGAUCUCACUCUGUCAGAUGGGGGGACAUACAGGUGUGAAGCAGAUGGACAACACAGAGACAUAAGUCUCGCACUGAAAGGGUGUGUUCUGUCUGAUUCUGAACCCGUACACAUCACUAGUUUCACAGGAGACCCAGUUAUCCUGUCCUGUGCCUGUACUGAAGUGCAGAGGAAACCUGAACGCAUCAUAUGGACUGCACAUCCAGGAGGCCAAAGAAGUGUUAUAUUUUCUCAAAGUCCUCGCAGUGUCAACGAUCGUUACAAACAUAGAGUGCAGGUUUUGGACUCCAUUUCCCCAGGAAACCUGUCUCUCCGCCUUUCAGAUCUCACUCUGUCAGAUGGGGGUACAUACAGGUGUGAAGCAGAUGGAAACCACAGAGACAUUAGUCUCGCAGUUAUACAUAGAUUUGAUGAGUUGUGUUUAAAAAUGUAAAUGGGCUGUGGGAACCCUUCAAAUGACAACAUUCUAUGGGUGGGACAUAUUUGGCUGUGGUGUUGUACGUGAAUGGAAAUUUUCUGGGCCUUUCCCAGUUAUAUUGUACAAGAGUAUUGAAUAGGAGACCUACACAUUUCUAUUGAUUUUUUACCCAGAAUAAACACACAAAAAUGAGUUUUA
Molecule: messenger RNA, 1638 nt
Organism: Anguilla rostrata (American eel)
Lineage: Eukaryota; Metazoa; Chordata; Actinopteri; Anguilliformes; Anguillidae
Exons: 4
Coding region: 268-1455 (395 amino acids)
Biological process (GO): T cell costimulation; negative regulation of T cell proliferation; cell surface receptor signaling pathway
Cellular component (GO): external side of plasma membrane
Source: RefSeq, a predicted model, not a curated record